Xyrauchen texanus (razorback sucker) is the source of this 1551-nucleotide messenger RNA. Its product is annotated as deoxyribonuclease gamma-like. Gene Ontology annotation, biological process: DNA catabolic process. Gene Ontology annotation, cellular component: nucleus. Gene Ontology annotation, molecular function: DNA nuclease activity. The transcript is spliced from 10 exons. Bases 263 to 1126 code for a protein of 287 amino acids. NCBI's taxonomy places the organism in Eukaryota, Metazoa, Chordata, Actinopteri, Cypriniformes, Catostomidae. The record is from RefSeq and is a predicted model, not a curated record.
GGACGGCCGUACGCCUGGAGUCCCUCUGUGAGAAUAACAGAAGCGAUAUCCUUCAUGUUCUGCAUAAUCCACCUGCAUCCCCAGCCUUCUCCGCCAGUACCUGUUGAAACACGAAACGGUCAGUUUUGGUGCUGCUUCUCCUUUAAGACCCACUGUUCUGAUUGGCUCUCUGCUCUCGGCUCUUGACUGACCUGCUCUCUCUACUUGCCAUCUCACCGCUACUGGAUGGGGCUACGGAAGUGAUAAGCCAACUUCACUCAGAAUGACGCUGACCAGAGCUCUGUUCCUGCUGUUGAACCUCGGAGGAGCCCUGACCCUAAAGAUCUGCUCCUUUAACAUAAAGUCCUUUGGAGAGAGCAAAAUCUCCAAACCAGAUGUGAUGGACAUUAUCCUGGAGAGUAUCAGUCGCUGUGACCUCAUGCUUGUUCUGGAGAUCAAAGAUGUGAAAGGAAACGCAUUCGGUCAACUCAUGACUCAACUGAACAGCAGGUACAGAACCCGAGCAGAUGAAUUUGGUUACGUUAUUAGUGAGAGACUGGGGAGAAAAUCAUAUAAGGAGCAGUAUGCUUUCAUAUACAGGCAGAAGAGGGUGUCUGUGAAUGCAGUCUAUCAGUAUCCAGACACACAAACUGGAGAUGAAGAUGCAUUCGCUCGAGAACCGUUUGCCGUUUGGUUUUCGUCUCCAAAGACUGAAAUCAAGGAUUUUGUCGUCAUUCCUAUUCACACAGUCCCAGAGGCAGCCGUGAAAGAAAUUGAUGAAUUGUACGAUGUUUAUCACAACGUCUCAGAACUGUGGCAAUCAGAGAACUUCAUCAUCAUGGGUGAUUUCAAUGCCGCCUGCGGUUACGUGCCGAAGAGACAAUGGGUGAACAUCCGUCUGCGAUCUGACAGUCAAUUUGUGUGGUUGACCGGGGACAAGCUGGACACAUCAGUGAAGGUGUCAACCAAAUGUGCUUAUGACAGGGUCGUUCUCCGUGGAGAGAAGUUGGUUGAAGCUGUGAACCCUGAAUCAGUAGAGGUGUUCGACUUCAAAGAUGAAUUUGGACUCACUGAGCAACAGGCUUUGGCAGUGAGCGACCAUUUUCCACUCUGCAUUACUGUAAAUCAAGCACGGAUGAGAGGAUAACAAUAUACUCCUUGUACACUUUUACUUGCCUGCUACAGUUAAGAUUGAAGUACAGCUUAUAUAAGACAAUUAAUCAGUUAGAACACAUUGCCAAUUAAUCAGAGAUGCAGAAAUUGUGUGAUCAAUGGUAUUUCUGUAGAAAUAAGAGUGCAUGUUUAUUUGAAAGGAGAUGAAAAGCUUCCAGUGCUUGUUAAUUAUGAACCAGCAGUUUAAAGUGUUGGUUUACCGGUUGCUAUGAGACUGUAAGGAUUAGUUUGCAAGUUUGUUCAUACAUUUACACCUCUAUAUUAAUAAUUAACUCCAUUCAUGACAAGAUAUCGAUAUGCUGUGUAACUAAAUAAAGUCUUAAUGUUCUAUCAAAUAAUUUUUCAUUAAAGAGCUUGUUGCCAUUGUCAUGAGAUUAAUUGCUUCAAUUUAGACUUAGA